UCUAAACAGUAACAAAUAUAAAUGUUAGCAGGUUUUGAUUUCACAACUUUUUAUUAAGCUUUAUUUCAUAGCCAGUUGCUCAGAGAUGAAUGAUAUCCGCCUGAGACAUUGUGAAAAGUCACUGCUUAAUAACAUAAGUAGAGCCAAAGGUCGAUCAAGCCUGAGAUUCCCGAUUCAUUCAAGAAUUAAAAAUGCUUCCUUAAAAGUUGUUUGUCUAAUACAAGCUCAGCUAGGCCAAGUUGCAAUAAAAGAUUAUUCAUUGAAACAAGAAAGUGAGAAAAUAUUACAAUCAGCUUUGCGUAUUUUGAAUGGUUUAACUGGUUUGUUAUGGCUUUAUGACUGUCCAUCGAAUAUGUAUUCUAAAAAUCAUGAACGAAAUUCAGAUAACUCAACAGUCCCCUCAGUUGCAACGAAAUAUCCAUCUAUGUUGAGUGCAUUAGAAUUACGUAAAUCUGUUCAUUUUCGUCGUUGGUUAAAUUAUCCACUUAUAAAUUUAUAUGGUUCAUCUUUACUGACUGAAAUGCAAAUUGAAAAAUUAAUUGAAGCUAAACUUAUAACCUGUAACGCCAUUCAACAGACUGAAUCUAGAAAAUUAGAACAUAUUCUUAAUGAAGCACCACCGUAUGGAAGAAAACUGCUUGAAUAUUUAGAUAGUAUUCCUAAAUAUGAACUAGAAGUAGAACAAAAGUCUGGUUACGACUCAACAAAUAUUGGACUGAUAUUUACCAUUACCCAAAAGAAUAACUGUAGAGAUUGUGCAGUUUUAUUAGUAGGAAGUGCAAAAAAAUAUCUAGUUAGAAAAUGGCUACUUGAAUAUAGAAACUCGGAUGAAACUAGCGUUAUUACAAGACAAUUGGAACUUCCGAAUGAUGAAGCGUUGAACCCAUUAAGUAUAAGCUUGAUUAGUGUAAAUUAUGGAGGUGUGGAUCUCCAUACGAAAUAUCACUUUAUUUCCUUAUCGAAUAAGUAUGAUAGACUAACUUCAACUCCGAACAUAUCAACCAAAGAUUUCAUUCAAAAUGAAUUAUCGAUUGGUUACACAGAAUUGAUCACACAACAACGUCACUCACCAAAAAGAAAUACUGACAACACUAAUGGUAAUAAUAAACUAAAUUUAUGGCCAGAGCCUACUUCAUCAUUCAUAAAUAAUAUAAACAGAUCGAAUGAUAAAAAUAAUAACGAUACCUUUUUGAAUUUAAAACUGCCUUUAACUCCAAUCUUCAAUAAAGCAAAACAAUCAAGUAAGCAAAAUUUGAAAUUAAAGAAAUGUACAAUGAAUAUUCAAACUUUACGAAAUCAAAAAGAAAUACAUUACAAAACACCAUUUACAUUCAGAUGGACGCCGAUAAGUGAUACGAAUGAACAACAGUCACCUAAAACUCCCUUAUUACAAACAUCUAUACUUGAUUAUGUGCGGAGUAAAUGUAAGGAUUCAAGAUUAACUCUUUCAACAUACAAACAGACAACGAAAGUAAAGAAUUAUUCUAUAUCAGAAUCAUCUGAUAAUGAUGAACCUUCAAUUCAAAAAAUAAGUCGUAAACGAUUUAAAUGGGAUCCAGAGGAUAAAAUUGCAAUGGAUAUAGAUUUGAGUCAGAGUUCAACGUUCACCCUUACACCUGUAUUAGAUGGAUGCAGUUAUACAAAAGAAACACCAGCAAUUCCUUAUAUAUUAUUAAAAGAUAAUACACCUGAUUUAUCCUCCAUACAAAGAUCAUUUAUUAACCACGAUCUCCUUUGUGCGUCAUGUCCACCUAUAUGUGAUGGAUCUUCGAAAUUAGGAUACUUAUCUAAGAAUUCAGUAAACUUAGAAUCAGUGCAAAAUCAAAACUCAUCAUUAUAUUCGAAUAUCAAACAGGAAACUGAAUUAAGAUCUGAUUGUUCGAUCAAAUCCGACUGCCUAAAUAAUAACUACAACAUAAAUCACAUGCAUGACGAGGAAUCAGUUAAAUACGACAACGAUCAAAUUUCAACACCGAUAAAAAUGGUGCAAUACAGGCCUGAUUGUACAACGAAAGCAAAAUUCAACGAACAUGAUACAGUUGUAUUAACUGAUCUAUCAAAAUCUAAUUUUCCACUUCAACCGUAUACGGUAGAUAUUGCAAACUGUACUCCUCAUCGAAAAGAAAAUUCUACUACUGUUAUGACAGAAAUAGAAUCAAAUUUUGGCAAUACUGGAAAUUCAACUCUUGAAAUUUUGGAAUUAAAUGAAAAAAGUUUUAAUAAACCUAAAGAUUUGAAAGUUUUAAAAUCAGUUCAAAAUAAUCAAUCUAGAAAGAUGAAUGAAUGUACACUACAAUUACAAAAGAAAAUAACAUGGUCAAAAGAUAUCACUGUCAACAAUGCGAUUCAGAAAAAACAGAAAAACCAAUGGAAAAAUGAAAAUGAUCAAUUAUUAUACGAAUUAGAAAAAUCAUUUUCGGUUGAUUAUCAACUAAUUAACGACGGAUGGUGUGAAUUGGCAUGUUUAAUCAAAUUUUCUGAAUUAGGUCUACUUCACGAACAAAUAAAGCCUAACUCCAUAUCCACAGGGACAGCAACUCCUCAACCUUCUUGCUCCGAAAUGCAACUCCAAUAUGAAAAGGAUAAAGAGGAAAAGCGAGUGUACAAUACAAACAUACCGAACAGUGCACCAACUACAUUAGCUCUUAAACAAACUGGAAUUGGAAUAUUGGAUUUAUCUCUAACUCCUGAUUCAUACAUUAAAGAAGAAUGAUUUACAUAAGACAACUCUAUUAUUAUUGUUAAUAUUAUUAUUAUUCAUGUACAUACAUUGUUACAAAAAUUAUUAAAUAAUGAUAAGAGAUACUGUGACAUUUUGUUAUUGACUG
This is a messenger RNA of Schistosoma bovis, 2828 nucleotides long. Lineage: Eukaryota; Metazoa; Platyhelminthes; Trematoda; Strigeidida; Schistosomatidae. The record is from the annotation of a GenBank genome assembly.